GUUUCGGUCAACCGAUAUGGCCGCUCUAUAGCUGAUUUUUGCUCACUGAAUUUGCUCCGCUCACCCACGUUUCGCAUGGUACGGUACAAUGUAUCGAGAUUUGGCCCAGUUCUAGCGAAAUACAACACAUGCCAGUGAUUAUUGUUUAAUAAUACUAAAUCGUGUUUAACCCUGAGUCGAACUGGAGGGCUAUAUUAGUGGGUCAUCGGCGUAGUUUUGAGAGGCAGUUUUGGGGAGAAAGCUCCGAGUUUUAAGUAACCACGCAAUGGCAGGUCAGCUGGACAGUUUUUACGAUCAAGAAGUGCCUUAUUACUAUCCCGAGUCUGUGCCUGACCAAGAUGUACCAGACGAGGACAGAGUCCCAAGUGACGACGAGAAAACAUCCAAUGAUGAUAAACUGGGUAUCGAUCUGGAACAGGAUUCAGAAGAGCUUUUCCAAGAUUUGAGCCAACUUCAGGAAGAAUGGCUGCCCGAAGGUCUCCCCUAUGACAGUGAUGGUGAUGCCGAACAAUUUGUACCAGACUUUCAGGGUGAGAAUUUGCCUUUCCAUGUAAAGAUCAAAACAGAACCAAAGAGUCCAAGUUACCACAAUAAGCCUUGCGCGCAUAUGAAAACGAAUUUUGACUUUGAGCAGAAAUUUGAAUAUGGAGAAAAAGCAUUUGUGAACAGUCCUUAUGAGCAUCAUCCUCCGCCUCCUACAACAUCUCCGCCAGCACAGGAAUCACCAGGUCCACCGCUUACACCGUUCAAAGACCACAGCGGUUCCUAUCCUCCAACACCAGAGCAGGGAUAUCCGCAAACAGAAAAAAGAUUUCACAGACAGACUUCAGAACCAUGUUUUCCCCCAGCACCAGACCAGCGUUCUUUCCAUCGACAAGCAUCAGAACCGAAUUACGGAAUAUACAAACAAGACUUUCCAAACGGCUUAUACGACAGAGUACCUGGCUUCCACAUUAAACAAGAGCCCAGAGACUUUGGCUUUGAGCCACCAGCAGAAGUGCCUACAUGUAUAAACUACCCAAGACCAGCCGAAACCUAUGGGUUACACAGCAGUCCACCCGAUGGUAACCUUUAUGAAGCCAAUAUGAGAUCUUUUUACGAUGACGCCAGUGUGCCUGAUAAAUUUCAAGAAGGCGAUUUGAAACCUGAAAUAUACCGUGAUGGCCCGAUUUAUCAGCGGCGAGGAUCCCUGCAGUUGUGGCAGUUCCUGGUAGCGCUGCUGGAAGACCCCACAAAUUCCAAUUUUAUUGCAUGGACUGGCAGAGGGCUGGAAUUCAAGUUGAUUGAACCAGAAGAGGUUGCCAGGAGAUGGGGAAUUCAGAAAAAUAGGCCGGCAAUGAAUUACGACAAACUGUCGCGAUCAUUACGAUACUAUUAUGAAAAAGGCAUCAUGCAGAAGGUAGCUGGUGAAAGGUACGUCUACAAGUUUGUGUGUGAUCCAGAAGCACUCUUCACCAUGGCUUUUCCAGAUAAUGCCAGACCAGUCCUGAAGACAGAGCACACUAUGACCAGGUUACCAGAACAUACCACUCCACUGCCUCCACCACGUCAUCAAACCCCAUCCGUCAAAGAAGAAGAUACCGUUCCGUUGACCCACUUGGAUGAUGGUCUAGAACAGGCUCGGUUUGCACAUGAAAUGCAACAGAUUUGUCCACAACCAUAUGUUGAAGGAUGUGUGUAUUAACUUAACUGGAAUUUGUUUUAUAUUCACCCUUUUGUAACCUUGGUAACUGACAUGUGUCUGUUGUUGCCUAUAAAAUGGUCAUUGUUACCCAUGGUGUGAUAUGGUUGGCAUGGCAAUAUAUACACAGAAAACUCGUGCUGCAGCUAUCAUUCUGGGCUUGCAAGCUGGAAACCUGAUUCAAUAUCACUUUUGUCCCAGACUAUUUUGAAAUUUCAAAAAGGCACUUGGAGUGCAUGGUUUCCUUCAAUUUUCACAUUAAAAAUGUAGCACAACCUUGUGGUCAGUCAAAUUGCUGGCAUGUGAUAAAGCAAACAGGUCCUAUGUAUGUCAUGUGACUAGGUUAUAGUCAAUCUGGACCUGUGUGUCAUGUGCCCAAUUAUAACCAAUCAAAAUUGUCCUAUAUAGGUCAUGUGACCAAAUAUAGUCAAUCAAACUUGUCCCUGUAUAGUUUUCAGAAGUCCAACUUUGGGAGAUUGUUUUUGUUCACUGUUAUAUAUAUAUAUAUAUAGUAUAGAUUCUGCUUUUUUGUGUGCAGGAUACAUUUGUUAUAUCUAACAUCAUAAAUCAAACAGAUUUAACACAUCAAAAUUUUCACUUUCUAUCAUGUUAAUUACAUUUUUGUCUAAUAUCCAUUGCCAAAUGACUAAUAUUUUUAAUGAUUUAUUAUUUCUGAAAAAAUAUGAGCUGUUAUGUAAAUGAUGAGGGUCAAAAUUCGGUAAAAUUAAUUGAUAUAAUUAACAAUCAUGCAAGAGUUAAUUACUGAAUGUUAGUAACGAACUUUAUAUUUCAAUAAUUAUCUAUAAAUGAGGAUAUUAAAUGAGUAAUCAAUCAAUAUAUUGAGUUAUUAAUUAUGUUGAAGUAAGCCCAGUCAGACUGUGAUGUGUAAGCCAAUAUACCGUAUACGGUAACGAUAGGAAUGUUUUUGCUGAUCACAACAAAAUCCCCAGUAUAAGCAAUUUUUACAUCCCCUGAUUUUAUAGCUGGCUUACCAUGGUGAUAAUAAAGAGCUUAUUUGAAUCAUUAAGCUGAUGUUAUUUGGGUUAUCUGCAUAAUUGUUCGGUAUGAGACCCUCAUAUGUUGAAAACUGUCAUCAAAAAUUAGAUUUCUAUAUUUCAUGAUAAGCAUGGCUUACUGAAUGUCUCCACUGCCUUUGGUAUUAAUACAGAUAUAUCUACAGAGUGUUUAUAUUUCAGUCUUAUAUAGAUGGGGUUGGGGGGCAAAAUCACAAAAUUUAACAUUUGUGUCAUUUUUCACUACAAUUUCAACCUGAAAGCAAUUGCAAAAUGAGUAUUUGUAUUCUUAGAUGCAGUGUCGUACAUUAGAUUAAUUUAAACUGUAGCUGUAACUUUUAACAUUUUCCAUGCAUUAGAAUACAGUUCUAAUUUGCCUUAUGUGUGACCCCUAAAAGGUUACACAUCCUGGUAUUUCUGGGGGAGGGGAGAAAUGCCACUAUUGAGAACUUUGGGAUUUUUUUGGCUAAAAAAUUACAAAAGUUAUUGUCAUUUAAAGUUAAACAAUUAUAACACCAGAGUACCAGGAUUUCCAAAACUGGCAUCAAUAAUGGCAGUCGCAUUUGAAAACUUGAAAGAUGCAGCUACGCUAUUAUGAUGAAAAUGAUCAGUUAUGUUACCAUGGAAACUGAUUACUUUUGCAAGUACACCACUUUUAUACUGACUAUGAAAAGAAUUGGUGGUCAAAUCAACUGAUAAUACAGACACUUUUUUGCAUAUUAAUUCUGUAUUUGCAUAAUCCACUUUUUUACUAGCCCACCAAGUGUGUAGAAAACCGCAGUAGAUUUUUGUGGUUGAAUUUAUACUUUUUGUCAAACAACACAAUUUUUUGAUUUGUAAAAUUCUAUGCUUUCACACAAUGCUCAUUUGCGCCAUUCCUAUUGUCUUUAUAAGGAGAGUUUACACACUGUUGGUCUUUUUGUUUUCAACACAUGAUAGAUUUGAUUUGAUUGGCCGUUUCCCAUACUGCUGGCACAUGCUGCUUCACGUGUGUUGUCAUUGCAAAGUCAUAAAGUCAAAUCUCUCAUGUCUGCAAAACUAAAACAUGUUUUUUUUUAUUAUUCUAAAAACUGUUUGAAACAUUUACAUGAAAAAUACACAAUAUGAACAAAACUGCGGGAAAAGUUGUGGUUUUUGCCAACUUACAAAAUAUGACUGCCUGCUAUAUUACUUUACAUUUGGUUGUUCAUGGGUUCGGUCAAAAUUGUUAUACAUAUAUAUAUAUAUAAAAAAAAAAUUGUCCGAGCUAUCACGUUUAUUCUAGAUUGUUUUGUGUGACACCGUAUGACAGAUAUAGUUAGAACAUUUAUUGAGUUUUUGUUUUUUGCAUCAAGCCUUUGUUUACCCAUAAUACUCUAAUAUUCUUGUAUCACUUGAUUCUUGGAUUUCUUAUUAAUUGCUCACACCCUCCAUCCCCCACAAAAGAAAUCUAUGUAUUGUUUAAUUGACCUAUUAUGAUUUGACGUACUUUAAUGUAACAAGAUGACUUUAAGUGUAGUUUUGGCAGCAUUUACGCUACCAUAUUUAACAGCAGAGAUGUGUAAUGUUCAGUAGAUUUAUAAUCAGAACAAAAUGGAGCACACUGAGAGAGGGAGUCACAUGACAUUAAUCCCCCCCCCAAAAAAAAACCCUGGUUUAUUAUUUUGUAAGAAUGCUGCAGGAGGUGUGUGAGUUGUAUUUUCCCCUCACUUCUUUAUAUCACGGUAGUUUGAAUUCCAUUGAUGUGGAUUCUGUUGCUAGGAUACCUGGAAUCACUUUGCGUUGCAUUCACUCAAUUGGGCUGGUUAAAAUCAGCAAAAUUGUGAUUGCAUGGUUUCCUUGACAACAGAAAACUAAAGCUUUCUCUAAUUUUCUAUCUAUCUGCCAUCCCAGCUGUAUCCCUCUUUUCCUGUACAAAUCCAAGUUUGUUCCCUUGACAACAGACAGCCGAUUUUUCAGAUUUGUAUUUUAUCAUAACCUUGCUAUUUCAAUAAAUACUUUUGUAAAUAUAGAAGAAAA
Molecule: messenger RNA, 4692 nt
Organism: Saccoglossus kowalevskii
Lineage: Eukaryota; Metazoa; Hemichordata; Enteropneusta; Harrimaniidae
Product: ets-related protein
Biological process (GO): regulation of transcription by RNA polymerase II; cell differentiation
Cellular component (GO): nucleus
Molecular function (GO): sequence-specific DNA binding; DNA-binding transcription factor activity, RNA polymerase II-specific
Source: RefSeq, marked provisional